Messenger RNA from Sciurus carolinensis (gray squirrel), 3566 nucleotides. RefSeq names its product cortexin domain containing 1 (gene Ctxnd1). Bases 945 to 1124 code for a protein of 59 amino acids. NCBI's taxonomy places the organism in Eukaryota, Metazoa, Chordata, Mammalia, Rodentia, Sciuridae. The transcript has 5 exons. The record is from RefSeq and is a predicted model, not a curated record.
GCCGCCGGGGCGCUGACUCAGCCGCAACCCGGCAGCUGCCCGCCCAGCCCUGCCUGGGGCGCGACGCCCCUCGCUCCCCGCGACCCCACGCCCCGCGUCCCCAGCGCAGGAAAGCGCUGCAGCGAAGGAACCGCGGUAGUCCCGAGCUUGGCGCUGGCCGACCCGGGGCUCCGCAAGUGCUCGGGAUGGGCCUGGCCGGGUAGGGACAGCGGGAGCAUCCCAAGAGAAUCCCGGGACUUGCCGCCUCGGCGCCUGCGGGACUGGAGCGCAGGAUCUUCCGCGCUGCGCGAGCUUCGCUCGGGUCCCGGCGCUGAGUGAGCCAGCCGACCGCAGGCAGAGGAUCUGCUAGGUGAAGUCGGACGGAGCAGCAACGUAGCUGUGAGGGGACCCGCGUGGACACCUGGGGCCGGGACCCUCCCCUCAGCUGCACUGCGCCCGGGCGCUCCUCGGUUGAUCAGGAGGACCAGACCCGCGCGGGAUGGCUCGGCAUGAGAUAUGUAUCAGCUUUGAGGAUGCAUUAGGGGGAAUACCGUGCAAGCAAAAUCUUACCUCCUCAGGAAAACUGUUCUGAAACAAAUGGCUUUACCUUUAUUCAAAAGAGAAAUUCAGGAAGGAUCCAGGAGACACUGUAAUAUUCCCCUGGACUGUUGCCAGGUUCUGGGACACCAUUCUGGUACCAGACAAGACAGAAGCAUCACAAGAAGAUCCCACUGAGGUCCUACCCCUAUGAUAUAUGAGCCACUGCCAGAACAGUGCUGCUCUCCAAGCAAAAGGCCACACUGUUCUCACUGGCUCUGGGCUGUGAUGUCCUGCUGCUCUCCCUUCUUCUUGGAACAGCCUAUCCCAAAGUCCUUAUGAAGUGGUGACCACUCCAACAAGCAGGGGUGGAAAAUGGUACCAGUCAAGCCUGAGUUGCAGGAGGAGCCUACAGUAGCUGCCAGGAGAUGGAGGAGCCCACGCCUGAACCUGUCUAUGUCGAUGUGGACAAGGGUCUGACCUUGGCCUGCUUUGUCUUCCUUUGUCUCUUCCUCGUGGUGAUGAUUAUUCGCUGUGCCAAGGUCAUCAUGGACCCAUACAGUGCCAUCCCCACAUCCACCUGGGAAGAGCAGCACCUGGAUGACUGAUGCAUGGGACAGCUAGGCAGGGGCAAGACCCUGGUGCUCUGGGCAGUGGUGCUCCAGCAUGCCCCUCUGUGUGUCUGGCUACCAGCUUGCCGGCCCAUAGAGGCAAGGAGUGGAUCUGGCCACCAGAGAUGGAGAAGGUUCUCUUUAGCCUUGCCUGAAAUCACAGAAGCACUGGAGGGAGAUGCCCCAGUACUGAGGAUGCAGGAAACUAGGGUCCCUAGAGAGAAGAGCACUGAUCUGGGACUCAGGAGGCUAGUUCCACUCUGGAGUGCCACUAUAAGACUGUUGGGGUGGUCACUUAGGUACUCCCAUCACACAAAAGUGGUCUUGUUUUGAGGAGAUUCUGUCCUUAAAAUGCAAAAUAGCAUAUGGAGGCUCCCAGGAGAGAUGUUUUCCUGGAACCCAAGCUCCUUCCCAUGGACUAGCAAUGGAACAGGUAGUGAAGGAUGAAAGGAGGCUCAGAGUGCCUCCCUGAAAAUUCACAAAAGGCAUAGAGGCUGCUUCCAAGCAGUAUUUUUUUUAAACUAAAAUAUAGAGGGAUAUAUUUUUCCUGUAAUAAAUGAGAUGUGCAUUUUAGAAACCCAGGAAAAUAUAGAAAACUUGAAGGAAAAGGGGAAAAUAGCACAAUCCCACCUUCCAGUCACCAUUUUGAUAUAUUUCUUCCACCCUUUUUUAAACAUAUUUUUUAGUCCAAUUCAUACUAUAUGCAUGAUGCUGUAUUGCUUCAUGUGAGAGCACAAGACUUCCCAUUUUGUCACUGUUUGUCACUUGUUUUUAGUGACUGCAAAUAUUCCCUCAGGGGUUAGGUCAUGGUUUAAUAAUUAUCUUCUUUGGUUGUUCAUUUAAAUUUUCCACUAAUUUCUCCUCACACAAAAUUACUUCCUCUAGUCACCUUUUAAGGUGAGGGGAAUAUUGGAUUGGGACACCUGGACUCCAGUCCUGCUUUAGUUGUUCAAAUUCUUGUGACCUUGAGCAAGUCACCUCACUUCUUGGUGCCUCCAUUUUAUUAUUUUAAGACAAGGAGGAAAAACUUUGUUUCUUUUCCAUGAAGUAAAUUUCCUAUUUACUUCAUGUGAAUGAAAGUAUAGGAGAGGGAGAUUUUGCAUAUAAAUGUGCUAUAGUGGGAUGGUCAAGGAAUAAGUUGUUGACAGUGACUCUUCUGUGGGCCUCACAUGUUUUCUCUCGUAUGUGGAGAUAAAACUAAAACCAAAACAAAACAACCUGAAAGCAGAAGAUGUUCUAUUGGGGAUAUGAAGAAGAUUGGCAGGAGCUGGUAGGGAAGAGAGGGCAAAGAAGACUAGAAGGGAGGGCAGACAUGAUCAAUAUGAUCAACGCACAAUAUAUGCAUGUAUGGAAACAUCAUAGUGAAACCCAUUAAUUUGUACAAUUAAUAUGUGGUAAUAAAAAAAAUUCAAUCUGAAAGUAACAUGGUGAUUACUAGGAAUUUGGAAGCGUGCUGUCGGGGAUAGCGAUGGGGUGAAAGAAGGCUAGACAGAUAUGAUCAAUGAACACUGUCUGCAUGUAUGGACAUACCAAGUGAAUCCCAUUAAUGUAUAUACUAUGUGUCAAUAAAAGUUGAUAUAAAAGAAUAAAAGAAACUUAAAAUUUAAGUGAAAUUAACUAACCAGAGAAAAGUCUGUGAAGUACCAGAAAGGGAUUGGAUCUUCGGUAAGCCUAAGAAAAUACUCAACCAAAAAAGAGGGAGUGUAGAUUUACACUUGUGUGUCUGCUUCAGUCUGAACAGUGCUUGUGUCUGGAGCCCCUGAGACAAACUAUAUUCAGAUCUGGGACCUGGGAAGAAACAGGUGAAAGCAACUCAACAUGACCAGUGUCUCCUGGUUUCUACUCCUCCAAGCCAAAAUUCUCAGCGUACGAUUAUUGACACAGAGGGCUCUGGUUUGGUUCUUCUACUGUCUAUGUCUCUGUUUCUUGCUCUGGCUUAAAGAUCACCUCAGGUUUGUUAAUGUAAAACCUUGUUCUUUCCUUUUUUAAAGAUUUAUUAAUUAGCUUUAUUUAAAAAAAAUUCAUUCUUUUAGUCAUACAUGACAGUAGAAUACAUUUUAUAUGAAUAUCCAAGCAUGGAAUAUAUCUUAUUCUAAUUAGGAUCCUAGUUUUGUGGAUGUACAAAAUGGUGAGAGUCACUGUGGUGUGUUCAUAUAUGUACAUGGGAUAAUUAUGUCAGAUUCAUUCCAUUAUAUUUUUGUGUCCUAUUCCCCCUCCCUUCCCUUCAUUCCCUUCGUCUAAUUUGCUGAACUUCAUAAAGGGAAAUUAUGUAGGACUUUGCCAAACUGCUAACUCAUGUCUUCUGAAGAAUGCAAUUGCUUAACUUCAGGAACUGUUCAUUGAAGGGGCCAAAUGAAUAUUUCCUUAAAAAAGUGUGACACAUAGUCUUCAUGAAUUGGGAAUCAUGUACCUAAGUAACACUGAAACUUAGAAAUUACU